This is a messenger RNA of Aureobasidium pullulans EXF-150, 1454 nucleotides long. Its product is annotated as FMN-linked oxidoreductase. The record is from RefSeq and is a predicted model, not a curated record. The transcript is spliced from 2 exons. Lineage: Eukaryota; Fungi; Ascomycota; Dothideomycetes; Dothideales; Saccotheciaceae. Gene Ontology annotation, molecular function: NADPH dehydrogenase activity; FMN binding. The coding region runs from base 340 to 1437 and encodes 365 amino acids.
AUGAAUUCGAACAUCAAAACGUCAAAGUUCGGCAUCUUCCCUGAUUACCAUACUCCAUUGGCUUGCCAAGAUGAUCUUGAUACGGACUGCACGGGUUGAUAAGCAUCUCCUGGUGCAAUCUGCAUCCCACUCUUUACUCCAGCGUUGUUGCCAAACUUUGCAACCUCAAACACCCCACCUUCUGUAGACCAUGCAAAUCUCCACCUUGAUGAAGUUACUUGUCAAAAGUGUGAAAAGACCUGGUCGACGACAUACAUAAGAUUUGCCUGUCCGGUCCAAAGCUGAAGUAUAGUUCCUGCUCACUUACGAACCUUUGACAGAACCAAGCCCAUCGCAAUCAUGCCUUCAGCCAUUUCACCUCCCGCCUUUAGCCCUCUUAAGGAUACCGUCCUCUUCAAGCCAUGGAAACUAGGCAACAUCACACUCGAACACAAGCUUGUGCAAGCUCCUCUGACUCGUAUGAGGUGCAGCAAGAAUGAUGAAGGCAUCAACAUACCAUCCGACCUCAUGGUGGAGUAUUACGGACAGAGAGCCAGCAAAGGAGGACUUCAACUCACUGAGGCUACUGAUAUCUCCCGAUAUGCGAGCGGUUAUCCCGGAGUGCCUGGCCUUUUUUCUGAGGAGCAGCUCGCCGGCUGGAAGCGCGUGACCGAUGCUGUACACGCCAAAGGUGGCUACAUCUUCUGUCAGAUAUGGCACACCGGACGUGCUUCGCCAGCUGGACUUCUGGGCGGAAGACAGCCUCUCAGUGCUAGCAACACCCCAAUCGCUGGUAAGGCACUGGAUGGUACAGACUUCAGUGCCACACCUCCAAAGCCCAUGACUACGGAGGAGAUCGCCGAAGUGGUUGCAGAUUUCGGUAAAGCCGCCCAAAAUGCAAUUGAUGCUGGGUUUGAUGGUGUCGAGGUCCAUGGUGAGUUGAUCUCAGUUGACAUCUUCUGUUCAAAGUCUGACUCGAUUUUAGGCGCCAAUGGCUACUUGUUGGAUCAGUUCCUCUGCGAACAACUUGCUGCCCUUCCUCAACAGCACAGACCAGUCUACGUGCACAGUGUAGAGCCUCGCUUUGACGAAGUCCUCGACGAGAAGGCCAAGAUGGACGCCCUGUCUGCGUAUGGUCCUGGCAAAGGCGUCGAGGCCGAAGCUACUCGCAAGAUUGGCCACUCCCUAACCCCAUUCCGAAGAAUCUUGUCCAAGGGCGAUAUCCAAUUUUUCGCCGCUGGUGCUUACACACGCGACAAUGCUGUUCCCAAGCUCGAAGCAGAUGACGCUGAUGCCAUUGUCAUGGGCAGAUGGUUCAUUGCUAACCCGGAUCUGCCGAGACGACUGGCCGAGGGACUGCCUCUCAACAAGUACGAUAGAGACACAUUCUACGGCGCGACCCCGCCGCAGAAGGGCUACACGGAUUACCCCUUCUUCGUUGGCGGAGCGGAGGAAUAGGCGGAGGCUGCGGCAUC